Messenger RNA from Hydra vulgaris (swiftwater hydra), 1510 nucleotides. RefSeq names its product mitotic spindle assembly checkpoint protein MAD2B. Gene Ontology annotation, cellular component: zeta DNA polymerase complex. The record is from RefSeq and is a predicted model, not a curated record. Lineage: Eukaryota; Metazoa; Cnidaria; Hydrozoa; Anthoathecata; Hydridae.
UUAUAGUUUUACUAACAGUUGCUUGGACAACAAUUUUUCAGAUAUUUAAUGAGUUAUUGACUUAAUAUGUUAUAGAUUUAAUUAAUAACUUAUAUAGCAAUCAAAAAUAAGUGGAAAAAAUGAAAAAUGGAAAACCAAUCAUGCAGAGAUUCUGAAGCAAACCCAUUCGAAGAUAUAUUGUUGGAAAUGUUUGAAGUUGCUAUUAACACUAUUCUUUAUGUUCGAAACAUUUACCCUCGCGGUAUUUUUGAACGAUACCAAAAAUAUAACAUGGCAGUUAUGAUGAGUAAACAUCCUGAUGUAAAUUUAUACAUAUCUAAUGUUUUAUGUUCUAUGAAGCCAUUAAUACAUAAGAAUGAACUUGAAAAGUUAGUUAUCCAGAUAAAUAAUGAGAAAGGUUUUCCAUUGGACAAAUUUUGUUUUGAUUUAAAGUUGAAGCAGUUUGAAAAUAAAGUAUGUUACUUGGAAUUGGAGUUAUACCUACGAUCUUUUCUUUUGAAAUUGAUGACUUGCAAUGUUUUACUUAAACCACAUUCAAAAGAAUGCACUUUUCAAGUCUUAAUUUAUACUAACAUGUCGUCCUGGCAACACCUAAUUGAAGAUGAAGACCAAGCUUUUCCGUGGGUUGUUGAAAAUGAGGCAUUGCAUAAAAAAUCGGUUAUCACGCCAAUUCGAUCGUGUGACACACAAUUAUUUUCUUUGCAGUGUUAUGUUGAGGAGUACGAACAAAACAAAGAAACAUUGACGUAGCUGCUUCAAAUUGUUCAUUUAAUUUAUCAUUGGAUCAUCGUUAUUUUCUUUAGAAAUUUCAACUUUAGAUUCGUGAUCUUUUGUUUGUGAUAACGAACUUAAAUUUUCGAAUUGGUAGUAGUUUCUAUGCGUGUGAAUUCGAUUCUUUAAUGUUAUCAUUAGUCUAAGAACAACGAACAUGGUACCUAUUGCUAUGUAUAGAAUUCCACUCCAUAAAAAUAAAAAUCGGCCACCGUAAGUUUUAUAAAUUGUCCCACCUGCCAUACCUGCCACAGCAUUUCCAAUGCCGCUAAAUACACUAUUGUAAAUGGCGUUUAUUGUACCUCUGCAGCUGUCGUUGCUAAUCUUGUAAAGCUCGUCAAAUACAGCACAAAAAUACAAAGUAUAAGUUAUUCCCAAAAAACCGGUUAUUAUAGUUAUUGUUUGGUAAGAUUUAACAAAAGAGUACGAACAGAGCAAAGUUCCAUAACAAAAAAAUGCAAUAAUCAUUGUAACUUUAUUACCACCUAACUUGUUUGUUAUUUUAGCAGCCAAUGGAAACAUAAGAACUUCCAUUCCACAUUGACUAAGAACACAAAGACCCAUAAAAGUUUUAGAAGCGCCCAUCUCAUCCAUAAAAAUGAACUGAAAGCACCAUUGCACACCGUUAGCUACUCCAAUAAAAAAUACAGUGAAAAAAAGAAAAAUAAAGUUAUAAUCUUGAACACCUGUUUGUAAAACAUUCCAAAUUUUAUUAUUUAAAUAAUUAUUUUUGUUUUCA